Molecule: messenger RNA, 5584 nt
Organism: Coregonus sp. 'balchen'
Lineage: Eukaryota; Metazoa; Chordata; Actinopteri; Salmoniformes; Salmonidae
Source: the annotation of a GenBank genome assembly
AUGAUGGUGAAACAUUAACUGUAUGUGGUGUGCCUGCUUGCUGUGUGUGUGCAGCAAAUGAACUGUCGCUACAUUUGCAGAAAGAACAAGUUGUGUAAGUGUUUCUCCACAUACUGUGCAUAGUCUUAUUGUGUGUGUGUGUGUGUGUUGCCCACAGAGAGAGAACCGUCGUCUACAGGAGGCCAGCAUGCGUCUGGAGCAAGAGAACGAUGACCUGGCCCACGAGCUGGUCACCAGUAAGAUCGCCCUGCGGACCGACCUGGACCAGGCGGAGGACAAGGCAGACGUGCUGAACAAGGAGCUGCUCUGCACCAAACAACGCCUGGUGGAGACAGAGGAGGAGAAGAGGAGGCAGGCGGAGGAAACUGCACAGGUAACAUAGCUCACAUUCACACAGUUAACCAGUUUGCCAGAUCUAUCUCUGCUUAAGCCAGCAGUAUCACAAUAUCAUGGUCAUAUUUGCGUUGACAAUGGAAAAUAACUUGGCUAUAGCAGAAACAGAUCUGACAACCAGGCUAAAUGAAGAUAUAGAAUUGAAUUAAAUUAAAUUGAUAAGCCUAGAGUUGCAAAAUUCCGGGGACUUUCAAUAAAUUAAUCCCAGUUGGAAGUUCCCGGAAUCAGGAGGGAAUGAGCAGAAAAUCCGGUCUCCUCCAACCAGGAAUUCUGGAAAACCUGGGAAUUUAUUGAAAGUUCCUGAAAUUUUGCAACCCUUGAUAAGCCACCAAGUGUACAGACUGUUGUUCCAGCUUCAGCGCUGCUCAUCAGGACAACCAUUGGCUGUAUCUGGUGUGUUAGUGCUGGGUUGUAACAAAACCCUGUUGCUUCCCAGGACCAGGGCUUGGUGACCACUACUGGAGAGCUGUGGAGGCUUCCUGUGAAACCUGCAGGCCUUAUUUUUUUUCUCCCAUGUCUUAAUAGUGGUGAUAAGGAUGAUCAAUGUUACAGUUUUUAUUUUUUUUCAACAAUAUAAAUCGACAUGCUUUUUCAUAUAGACAUUAAAUCAGUAUGAUACCGUCCUAUCAUUUUCCUGCGCUAUAAAAGAUGAGGCACAUCACACAAAGGUUACUCUCGUUUGUCUUGGUUUAUGUCACAUUCUUUAUUGUGAACUACCGCCAGAUAGUUGUAUUGCAGUCUCCCAAUAUCAGUCUCCAGUGUCUGCAGACCGUAAAGUAGCAAGUGUUUUGCCUUCUUACCCUGUCUGUCCAGAUCAAAGAGGUGUUCAGGAGAGAGCUAGAGAAAGCUGAGUCGGAGAUCAAGAAGACCACGGCCAUCAUCGCUGAAUACAAACAGGUAGGAUGCAGAGUCACAGAAGAGAGGGGAGCAUCGCGUAUAGCCAUCAUUCUAACCACAUUGACCUUAACUUUUAGACCCAGAUAAAUCCAUAAGACUAGUUUAUAGUUACUCGUAUGAUUUCAUGGUUUUACAUUUUGUCGUUACCUUUAGCACAUUGACUCAUCUUGUGGAACUGACCACCAAGUCACAGCCUUGCCAUAUGAACUAAUCGACUUUGUGUGUGGGUGGGCAGGCGGUUGCUUGUAUGUUGUGUGGUGAUGUCUGUUUAACCUGUGAUAUUCUAUGUGGAAGCAGCAGCACUUUUGAAUGUCCAAGACACAUUUCCCCUCGGGGACAAUACAAUGAAUCCUAAUCCUACAGUGUCUCAAUGAUGGUGUAUCUGAAAGGUCAACGAACCUGUCCAGUUAAUGUGUAAUUGCUUUGUAAACAACAAGUAAAGCCCUCAAAGUCAACUCUGGACAGCUAUCAGGUAGAACACAAAACCAGCAGGCUCCUGACCUUGUAGGGUAAGAGUUGAAUACCCCUGUAGUAAAGGUUGUCCUCCUGUGUUCCCCCAGAUCUGUUCUCAGCUCAGCACCCGGCUAGAGAAGCAGCAGACUGCCACCAAGGAGGAGCUGGACAUCAUCAAGGUAGUACAGAGCAACGAUGUACAGUAUUUUUAUAUCUUGUGUGUUUUUGUUGUGCCUUGUUAUUUUUUAGUAUUACAUUGUUAUUGAUUACUGCAUUGUUGGGGUUAAAGCUGUCAAGAAAGGCAUUUCACUGUACUUGUGCAUGUGACAUUAAAACUAUGUCAUUAUUUGUGUUAUUGGAAUGCUGUGCUUUUUUUAUCUGUGUUUUUGUUGAGCUGCCGCCUUGGUCGUCUCCCUCGUAAAAGUUGUCUUCUGACCUUAACAAUGGAAUUCCUGGUAUAAUUUUUUAAAAAUACAAAUAAAUGAUUGUGAGAUGACAAACACCGUAGGCAUUAUGAUGACAAUGCAACGUGUUGCUUUUAGUACAUUGAUGUUCCUCCUCUCUCCCUGCAGAGCAAGGUGAUGGCGUGUGAGCGCUGCAGGGAGGUGUUCAGUAAAGAAGGGCCUCUCCAGAUGCCCCCUCCCAGCAGAGACAACAGGGACAGUGAGCUGGAUGAGGAGAAGGACUCCCUGAAGACCCAGCUCAGAGAACUGGAGCUAGAGCUGGCCCAGACCAAACUACAGCUGGUGGAGGCCAAGUGCAAGAUACAGGUCAGAUGCUAUGCAGGCAGCGCUGCGAUAUCGCACUCAAUGUAGGGGUCAUUCCAUGUCAUUCCAGCAAGCCAUGACACCCACCAUCUCAGAUUGUUCUGAAAUCGUUUCUGUAGUUAAACUGAUCAAAUUAGCAUUCCUGAAACAUUAUUUUGUUGAAAUAUUUUGAUUUGUAGGAUUCAUAUAAUCUUCAAUAAAUGUAGUACCUAACAUCUGAUUUGGACCAUAAUUAUUCCUAACAAUAAGUAAGACGUAAGGAAUCCAAUAAAAUGAUCAAUAGCCACCCACAGACCCUCACAUCAAUCCCACCCCAACAACCAGUAUACAGUAUCAGGCUUAACAACACAAUUGGCCACACAAUUUAUUUUCAUCAUGAGCAAAAGCUAUUUGUUUUCUGCCCAAGGUCGCAAACAAAAUGUAGUGAUCCAUUUAAUAAACACGAGAGACCAGCAAAAUGGAUAGAAGGGUGUGGUGGCAAUAGUAGGAACAGCAGCAUCUAGUGGGCAGAACUUGGUACCUUCACACAGAUUUAUGGUAAAGAAUGCAAGAGACUUCAAUGGCUAAUUUCUCUGAACAGGGGAAAAGAAACAUCACCAAAUUAACAGGGAAUACAUUACAAAGGAUGAAGAAGCAAUACCCCAAGCAGCUGCUCCAUAAUACUUGUCAGACAUAGAGAACUGAUACUGUAUACUGGUUAUUGGGUGGUAUUAGUGUGAGGGUCUGUGGGUGGCUAUUCAUCAUUUUAUUGGAUUUCUUACGUCUUACUCAUUGUUGGGAAGAAUUAUGGUCCAAAUCGGAUGUUAAAUACUAUAUUUAUUGAAGAUUAUAUGAAUCCUAUAAAUUAAAAGGCCAAUUUGGGUGCGAUCAGUUAGCUUAAUUUCUCAGAGAUAUUAUAGUUCAACAAAGGAAUGUUUCAGGAAUGCUAAUCUUAUCUGUUUCUAACUACAGAAACGAUUUCAGAACAAUCUGAGAUGCUGGUGUCUCAAUCCUCUUUCUUGUGCUUUUUGAGGUGGAAUGACUGUAGUACGAUAAAGCAAUAUACAGUGAGGGAAAAAAGUAUUUGAUCCCCUGCUGAUUUUGUACGUUUGCCCACUGACAAAGACAUGAUCAGUCUAUAAUUUUAAUGGUAGGUUUAUUUGAACAGUGAGAGACAGAAUAACAACACAAAUAUCCAGAAAAACGCAUGUCAAAAAUGUUAUGAAUUGAUUUGCAUUUUAAUGAGGGAAAUAAGUAUUUGACCCCUCUGCAAAACAUGACUUAGUACUUGGUGGCAAAACCCUUGUUGGCAAUCACAGAGGUCAGACGCUUCUUGUAGUUGGCCACCAGGUUUGCACACAUCUCAGGAGGGAUUUUGUCCCACUCCUCUUUGCAGAUCUUCUCCAAGUCAUUAAGGUUUCGAGGCUGACGUUUGGCAAGUCGAACCUUCAACUCCCUCCACAGAUUUUCUAUGGGAUUAAGGCUGGAGACUCCAGGACCUUAAUGUGCUUCUUCUUGAGCCACUCCUUUGUUGCCUUGGCCGUGUGUUUUGGGUCAUUGUCAUGCUGGAAUACCCAUCCACGACCCAUUUUCAAUGCCCUGGCUGAGGGAAGGACGUUCUCACCCAAGAUUUGACGGUACAUGGCCCCGUCCAUCGUCCCUUUAAUGCAGUGAAGUUGUUCUGUCCCCAUAGAAGAAACCCCCCCCCCAAAGCAUAAUGUUUCCACCUCCAUGUUUGACGGUGGGGAUGGUGUUCUUGAGGUCAUAGGCAGCAUUCCUCCUCUUCCAAACACGCCGAGUUGAGUUGAUGCCAAAGAGCUCGAUUUUGGUCUCAUCUGACCACAACAUUUUCACCCAGUUCUCCUCUGAAUCAUUCAGAUGUUCAUUGGCAAACUUCAGACGGGCCUGUAUAUGUGCUUUCUUGAGCAGGGGGACCUUGCGGGCGCUGCAGGAUUUCAGUCCUUCACGGCAUAGUGUGUUACCAAUUGCUUUCUUGGUGACUAUGGUCCCAGCUGCCUUGAGAUUAUUGACAAUAUCCUCCCGUGUAGUUCUGGGCUGAUUCCUCACCGUUCUCAUGAUCAUUGCAACUCCACGAGGUGAGAUCUUGCAUGGAGCCCCAGGCCGAGGGAGAUUGACAGUUAUUUUGUGUUUCUUCCAUUUGCGAAUAAUCGCACCAACUGUUGUCACCUUCUCACCAAGCUGCUUGGCGAUGGUUUUGUAGCCCAUUCCAGCCUUGUGUAGGUCUACAAUCUUGUCCCUGACAUCCUUGGAGAGCUCUUUGGUCUUGGCCAUGGUGGAGAGUUUGGAAUCUGAUUGAUUGAUUGAUUGCUUCUGUGGACAGGUGUCUUUUAUACAGGUAACAAGCUGAGAUUAGGAGCACUCCCUUUAAGAGUGUGCUCCUAAUCUCAGCUCGUUACCUGUAUAAAAGACACCUGGGAGCCAGAAAUCUUUCUGAUUGAGGGGGGGUCAAAUAGUUAUUUCCCUAAAUAAAAUGCAAAUCAAUUUAUAACAUUUUUGACAUGUGUUUUUCUGGAUUUUUUUGUUGUUAUUCUGUCUCUCACUGUUCAAAUAAACCUACCAUUAAAAUUAUAGACUGAUCAUUUCUUUGUCAGUGGGCAAACGUACAAAAUCAGCAGGGGAUCAAAUACUUUUUUCCCUCACUGUACAUACACGCCUUCUGACAAUUGGUGAUUUGAUAUCCAAUACCUGUUCGAAGGCAUUGGAUGUGCGUGCUCUAUUUUCUAUCCCUUUUGACUCUUCAUGAUUACGAAGAUGACUAUUCAUGAUGUAUUAUGGUGGCUGACUCAUGCUUGCUGUGAUGACUAAUAUUCAUGCUUGCUAUAAUGACUAUUCAUGAUUAUUAUGCUGACUAUUUUAUUCCUUUAUUCUGUCCAUCCUCAGGAGUUGGAGCACCAGAGGGGCAUCCUGAUGAACGAGAUCCAAGCGGCCAAAAACUCCUGGUUCAGCAAGACCCUGGGCUCCCUGAAAAGCUCCGGGGGCAGCACCUCCCAGUCCCAGCCCCCCUCCUCCCCCAAAGAGGGGCCGCCGUAAGCCCCUACAGAGACCACCCUGUCUGGGGGGGUGGGGGGGGGGGG